Molecule: messenger RNA, 1482 nt
Organism: Coniophora puteana RWD-64-598 SS2
Lineage: Eukaryota; Fungi; Basidiomycota; Agaricomycetes; Boletales; Coniophoraceae
Product: TPR-like protein
Exons: 8
Biological process (GO): regulation of gene expression
Molecular function (GO): protein binding; chromatin DNA binding; RNA polymerase II cis-regulatory region sequence-specific DNA binding
Source: RefSeq, a predicted model, not a curated record
AUGCACGACCCGCCUCCCCCGGCUGGCGUGCACCCCCAUCCCCUCCUGACCCAUCCUCCUCCCCCGCCUGGCCACCCAGCUCACCUGAACGGUGGAGUACCUAUCCCGACGACUCCAGGCGGGCUUUCGAAUGGCUCGGCACACGGCCCCCCACAUCCCCCGUCUGCGCAUAUCGUUUCACCGGCCGUAGUUCCGAAUGCGCCGCCGUCCAAUGGGGUAGCACCGAAACCAAGUAGCGUCAUCCACCAGCUUGCGGUGGCGAACGAACAAACUUGGCUGUUAAUUGGGCGUGUGGCGGAGCAAAUGAACGACCUUGAACAUGCCAUCAGCGCCUACGAGAAUGCAUUGCGGCACAAUCCGAUGUCCCUGCCAGGGCUGACCCAAGUAGCCGGUAUCGCUCGGAUCAAAGAAAACUACCCAAAGGCAAUUGAAUACUUCCAACGAGUAAUCUCGAUGCAGGAAGAUAACGGCGAAGUGUGGAGCGCACUCGGCCACUGCUAUUUGAUGCAGGACGAUCUGCAGAAGGCAUACGCCGCAUACCAGCAGGCGCUCUACCUCCUGCCGAAUCCGAAGGCAAGCUCUUGUUCUUUACACUCUGAUCCCAAACUCUGGUACGGGAUCGGCAUUUUGUACGACCGCUACGGUUCCCUCGACCACGCAGAAGAGGCCUUCGCCUCCGUGCUCAAGAUGGAGAAAGAUUUGGACUUUGACAAGGCCAACGAGAUACUCUUCCGCCUCGGCAUAAUCUACAAGCAACAGGGCAAAUACGACGAGAGCCUGGGUUGCUUCGAUCGCAUCCUUCGAAACCCUCCCAUUCCUCUAGCACACGCCGACAUAUGGUUCCAAAUCGGCCACGUCUAUGAACAGCAAAAAGAUCAUGUUCGUGCUAAGGACGCUUACGAACGCGUCGUCGCCGAUAACCCCGGACAUGCAAAGGUCCUCCAACAGCUCGGGUGGCUUUACCACCAGGAUGGGUCCUCUUUCCAAAAUCAGGAACUGGCCGUCCAGUACUUAACCAAGAGUCUCGAAGCCGAUCCCUCGGACGCUCAGAGCUGGUAUCUGUUGGGUCGGGCCUAUAUGGCUGGCCAGAAGUACAACAAGGCGUACGAGGCUUAUCAGCAGGCCGUAUAUCGCGACGGACGCAACCCCACUUUCUGGUGCUCUAUUGGUGUCUUGUACUUUCAAAUUAACCAGUUCAGAGAUGCGUUGGACGCCUACUCUCGAGCAAUCCGCAUCAACCCGUACAUUUCCGAGGUCUGGUUUGAUCUGGGUAGCCUCUAUGAAAGCUGCAACAACCAGAUCUCUGACGCUAUCGACGCAUACGCCCGAGCCAGCGAGUUGGACCCUAGUAAUCCUCUAAUUGCUCAGCGCCUCCAGCUCCUGAAGAAUGCACAGGCAACUGGCGGCCAGUUGCCAGCAGCACCGGGUCCACAAGAUGUCCAUCCGACUGCUUAUGCCAGCGCUGUCGUCCCUCCUCCUGGU